AUGGAUCCGAGAAUCGCCUGGUUUCAACCAGAACAACGUGGACCCGCUAACAACCUGUGGAUGCAGAUCUGGGAGACGACACAAGGGCUUGGAUAUUUGCAUGUAAAUAACAGUUAUACCACUGGACCUCACAGCACGUCGAGCCUGAACGCGAUCGUCAACGGGGCGUCGGGAGCCGUCCUCACUAGCAAAAACGGAGCGCUUGACUCAAACAUCGGUUGUGGAGAAGUCAAGACUCAGGGGAUGUCUGCCUCAACGGGCGACGGAGAAGUAACAGAGCAGAGGGACUUUAUACCACUGGACUCAAACAGCAACCACAACAACCGAGCCCCUGGGAGGGGUGGUGUCGGCGGAGGGGGGCAGCAGCAAGGCAGCGGGGUCGCUGUGCUGUGGAGGGGACUCUCGGACGGACACCCCAACAAAAGAAAAAGAGACAAUAAAGCUAGCACUUUCGGAUUCAAUUGCAGCCUCUUGAACAGUGGCGGGGACUCCAACACGGGAGGAUAUGAAGGUUACACGGGCACGCCUUGGAAAGUCAGGAACUACUCGGAAGGAGUUGUCGGGUUACAUGAGGAGAUCAAGGAUUUCUACGAGUAUAUCUCCCCUCGGCCAGAGGAGGAGAAGAUGAGACUGGAGGUGGUGGAAAGAAUCAAGGGGGUCAUCCAUGAUCUUUGGCCCAGUGCUGAGGUCCAAGUGUUUGGGAGCUUCAGUACUGGUCUUUAUCUGCCAACAAGUGACAUAGACUUGGUAGUUUUUGGGAAAUGGGAGACACUCCCACUCUGGACGUUGGAAGAGGCCCUCCGGAAGAGAAACGUUGCAGAUGAGAAUUCCAUCAAGGUUUUGGAUAAAGCGACGGUUCCCAUCAUUAAACUUACUGACUCCUUCACUGAGGUGAAAGUGGACAUCAGCUUCAACGUGAAAAGUGGGGUUAAAGCUGCUUGGCUCAUCAAGGAAUUCAAAGAGAAGUACCCUGUUCUGCCUUACCUGGUCUUGGUGCUGAAACAGUUCCUACUGCAGAGAGACCUCAAUGAGGUUUUUACAGGUGGAAUCGGCUCCUACAGUCUCUUUCUUAUGGCUGUUAGUUUUCUACAGCUUCACUAUCGAGAGGAUGUGUGUGGUCCCAACAUCAACAUUGGCGUGCUGCUUAUCGAAUUCUUCGAACUCUACGGCCGCCAUUUCAACUACCUGAAAACAGGCAUCAGGAUAAAAGAUGGCGGUUGCUAUGUUGCCAAAGACGAUGUUCAGAAGACCAUGAUGGAUGGAUACAGGCCUUCUAUGCUCUACAUUGAAGACCCACUGCAGCCAGACAACGAUGUUGGCAGGAGUUCAUAUGGUGCCAUGCAGGUGAAGCAGGCAUUUGACUACGCCUACGUUGUCCUUAGCCAUGCUGUGUCACCCAUCGCCAAGUACUAUCCCAACAAUGAGACUGAGAGUAUACUUGGCCGGAUAAUCCGGGUGACUCAAGAAGUGGAUGAGUACAGAGAAUGGAUCCGAAAGAACUGGGGGAGCCCAUCUCAAAAUGAUCCAUCUCUCAACAGAAAUGACGUCAAAUUGUUUGAAUCAAAGCAGCUCGAUGAGUGCAACAACAACGUUCCAGAUGAGGAUGAUGUUGUUGUGGUUCUGCCAUCGGUUCCCCACAGUAAAACUUCCUCAAACACAUCUUCACCAUCUCCCUCCCUUCGCUCCUCUCCCUCCUGCUCUCCGCUGUCACCGUCUUCGGCCUCCUCCACUACCACCUCCAGCGAUGCGGACUCUGAUGGCACACCAUGCAAGACAGCCAAGCAGCAGUCUGCUCGGGGCUCCAGUUCUCACAGAGAAAAGACCUCUGUGGCCAAUAAUAUCCGUGCACAGAAUCAUACCACCAGCACUCCAUCUACAAGCAACAAAGGAGGAAAGGCCAGGAUGUCUCGUUCCCACCAUAAGAGUGGUCACCACGGGCAACAGAACUCCUCCAGCACCAAAAGUCACCCGAACAACAAACCACACCACCAGGGAAACAGCAAGAAGAGGAAAAACGUGCGAGACCCUGCACAAGAAGAUCUCUGCAGAUAGGGCUUACUUUACCCACCCACACCCCCGCCUCCCCACCCUACACCAACCCCCGUCCUUGUCUGCACCUGACUGACUGUCCUGUCCCACUUCUGCUGCCAGACUCCAGCAUCGGGAGGUUGUUAGUAGAAUGAAAAGCUCUGCAGACACCAUUUACCCCAUUUUCAGGGUUACAAACAAUAUUUUCUAACAGAAAAAGGAAUAAAAAAAAAGGUGUUAUUGGAAAUGGGGUUAAUUUCUUUGACUUGGAAUGAAAUCACUGAGUAAAUGCUCAUUUGCUUCCCAGUGGCUUCUCUUAUGGAGCGAUAUUCCUUCCCACAGCCAGCCUCUUGCGCCUCCUGCUGUACAGGAAUAUACAGGUUAGUUUUCUGAAAUUAAUUCUGGAGCAACACCUGGAACUGCUGGCUGGAAAACAGAAUCAAACAUUUUACUGACCUCCUUAAAACUAUGGGGGGGAAAAAAUAAGCAUAAAAAAACGAGAAGAAAAAGAAAAAAAAAUGCAACAAGAAAGAAAAUAUCUUAAAUGUACAAAAACAAAAAUAUGUUGAGCAAAACAUGUACACUUUUUUAAAGAUGGCUACUUACAGAUGCAAUCAGUAAGAGUGGGACAUAACUUAUGCAUGAGAUUUUUCUGUUGGUUGAUUUUUCUGUCGGGUGAAUCUGUUUUAUGUCAAGUUAUACAUUUUUUUUUUUUUUUACAAAAACAAGCAUAGGCAAAAAAAAAAAACAAACAUAAAAAAACAUACAAGUAAGAACUUGUUUCAUAAGACAUUUUUACAAGAUAUACCGAUUGAAGUCAUGUUAACAUGCACAUCUCGUACCCGCUGUUAUUUGGCCGAAGCCAAGAAGCUGGUUUGGGUCCCAUUGCCAACAGAAAUCAUCAGCAUCUACUUUUACUCCUGGUUGCUCUCUGAGUGCUACAGUGUUAACAUUUCGCCUAAAGUGAGCCAGAACUCUCUUUAGUGCUCCAUAGAUGAUAGAAGAAGAAAAAAAAGCUCACUCUCAUUUAGUUCAGUAGCACAGCCACACCAGUGUAGAGGCUUUAAGAGUACAGGUUUGAAUAUAUUUGUGGUGAAAAUUGUUUUAUUAAAAAAAAUCCUACACUUGAAUUGUGUCAACAAUACGACUGUGGGCAAUAAUCUGUUUUUAUUUGGUAAUUUACCGACAACAGAAUCAUUUGUAUUUGUUAAAUGUAUUUAUUUUUUUAUUAAUUAUAUGAACAUAGUAUCGAUGCGUGUAUUAUCAAUAUUAGAGCCCAUAUCUUGGAGAAUAUUUGAAAUAGGAUAGUUGCGGGGAGGUGGCAUGGGGUAGGAACCAGUAUAUUCAGGUACAGUAAAUACCAUCUUUUAUCCUUUUUUUCCAGGCAGUUGAGUGACCAAGUUGCUUUGGAAAAUUAAAGAGACCAUUUUACAAGUCCUGUUAGCAUUUUAUUUUAAAACGUGGCUGGUCUACUUAAUCUAAAAGGGAGUUUUUUUUCUUAUUUUUGUUUUUGUUUAGUUCUAAUCUAUAAACUGACAGCAAAAUGCUUCAAAAUGUCUGUCCCCCUCUGUCAUUGCAAUACAACAACUAACCUGUAGAUGGAGCUCUUGUUCUAAGUCUUAAUCCAUACAGAGUUUGGGCUUGUAUACUGCAUUUGGACAGUUUAUUAUUUAUUUGUGAUUGACUGUAAAUGUGCUCAUAUCUAAACUGAAUGGGCAUCUGAACAUGGAAAACGCGUUAAAAUGAGUGCUUCCUUGGAGGGAAAACAUCAAAGCACAGUUCAAUGUCCCCAUUCCCUCCCUCCUAAGAAUCACCCACAAAGAUACAAGUAGCCAGCAAUAACCACCACGUUAUAUAAUCUUCGACAACGACUACUGAGACAAGUGAAGCACACUUGAGUCCACUUGAAGCGGGUUAAAUUUGGUAUUAAAAUGUUGGGAAGAGGAAAUGACGGGGACACCCCUUUCACCCACCAGUGCUACAGUUGCGGUUAAAAUGCAGUAUAUAAGCGCAUCUUGUGAUUGACAGAGGAGGAGAAAGGUGAAUCCAUUUAGCUGUGUCAUCUGAAUGUUCACUUACCACCUCUUUUCACAGCAGGAAGGCUUUGUACCCAACUGUACUCAUAUGAAACACUGUUCCUCUGCAGCAAUUACAAUUCAUGCAAUAAAAACAUUACCAUUUA
This is a messenger RNA of Melanotaenia boesemani (Boeseman's rainbowfish), 4210 nucleotides long. Its product is annotated as terminal nucleotidyltransferase 4B-like. Gene Ontology annotation, molecular function: mRNA binding; poly(A) RNA polymerase activity. The record is from RefSeq and is a predicted model, not a curated record. The coding region runs from base 1 to 2052 and encodes 683 amino acids. NCBI's taxonomy places the organism in Eukaryota, Metazoa, Chordata, Actinopteri, Atheriniformes, Melanotaeniidae. The transcript has 12 exons. Gene Ontology annotation, cellular component: TRAMP complex; nucleolus. Gene Ontology annotation, biological process: RNA 3'-end processing.